Messenger RNA from Sipha flava (yellow sugarcane aphid), 4411 nucleotides. RefSeq names its product B-cell receptor CD22-like. The record is from RefSeq and is a predicted model, not a curated record. Gene Ontology annotation, molecular function: protein binding. The coding region runs from base 14 to 2581 and encodes 855 amino acids. NCBI's taxonomy places the organism in Eukaryota, Metazoa, Arthropoda, Insecta, Hemiptera, Aphididae. The transcript is spliced from 13 exons.
CAUCGCCACCACCAUGGAGGCGGAUCUACGGGUUCUACUGGUCAUUUGGAUACUGUCCACCAUGGGAGCAUCACCAGAACUCGCGUCUGAAGUAACAGUUCCUUUAGUCCCAGUUGAUGCAGUUGAAGGCAGAACCGUAAAAUUUCCAUGUGAUGUAUCUUCUGAUAAUCCAGCUGAUAAAGUUUAUAUGGUGUUUUGGUUCAAAGAUGACUCAGGUGUACCACUAUACAGUUUUGACGUAAGAGGUAUGGCGUUGGACCAAGCACGCCAUUAUUCGUCACCCGACGUUUUCGGCAGUCGUGCGACUUUUAAGACAGUCACAGAUCCUGCGUGUCUAUUUGUGGAUGAAGUACACCGGAACGAUGAAGGCGUGUAUAGAUGUCGUGUAGAUUUCCGGAACUCUGCCACCAAAAGCUUCCGGUACAAUUUGUCUGUUAUUGUUCCUCCGGAACAUCCGGUUGUGUUUGACAGGUGGGGAAGGUCGCUGAACGUUACGGUUGGUCCGUUAACCGAGGGUGACGACGUGGCUCUCAUUUGUCGGGUCAUCGGUGGAAAUCCUCCACCACGGGUAUUGUGGCUCAAGAAUGAUAAAGUAGUUGACGAAAAGUGUGAACACAAUGAUGGUGACGUGAUCGAAAACAGGUUGCAUUGGCCGGCUGUCAGCCGUAACGAUUUCAACUCGGUAUUCACAUGUCAGGCUGCCAAUACCAAGCUCAUGGAUCCGCGACAAGCAUCCGUCAUGUUGGACCUCAGAUUGGCACCGCUUACAGUAACAUUUUCUGUCGUGGAUGAAAUCCUGGUAGCUGAUCGGAGAUAUGAUGUACUUUGCCAUUCGGCUGGAUCAAGACCACCGGCGUCAAUCACUUGGUAUAGAAAUGAUAAAAAACUCCCAAAAAUGAAGCAAGACGAUGUCAAAGAGAACGUUACGACCAGUGAGAUGACGUUCGUGCCUUCGACGGACGACAACGGGAAGUCGAUCACCUGCCGAGCGGAAAAUCCGCAAGUACCUUCCAUGUUCCUCGAAGCCGAUUGGAUACUGAAAGUUGUCUUUGCUCCGAUCGUUUCGCUGCGCUUGGGCAACUCGAUCGACCCGAACGGCAUCAAAGAGGGUGACGACGUGUACUUCGACUGUCACGUGAAAGCCAACCCGCCGUCCACGAAGCUCACGUGGUACCACAACGGACUUACGUUGAGUUUGAACUCAUCGGCAAGAACAAUGAAAAGCGAUAACAACUUGGUUUUGCAGAAAGUGACACGAAGUGUGGCAGGCAGAUAUGCUUGUCGAGCAACGAACUCCGAAGGGGAAUCAUUUAGCAAUGAACUCAGUCUGCGCAUCAAAUACGCACCGGGCUGCAAGACGGACCGGGUGAUGGUGAUUGGCGCUUCUCGAGGCGAGAGCAUGGACGUGCUGUGUGAGGUGGAUGCCGACCCGCCGGCCAAAGGGUUCCGGUGGAAGUUCAACAACUCUGGCGAGACGAUCGACAUCGGUAACGAACGUUUCGUCUCCAACGGUACGGCCAGCGUACUGCGGUAUACGCCCGUGGCCGAUCUGGACUACGGUACGUUGUCUUGCUGGGCCGUCAAUGGAGUCGGCCACCAAUCCGUGCCGUGCUUGUUCCAGAUGGUGGCCGCCGGUAAACCACAGUCGGUACACAACUGUACGGUGCACAACGACACGGACGGUGCGGUGGACGUGCAGUGUGAACCGGGCUACGACGGUGGCCUGUCUCAGGUGUUCGUGCUGGAAGUAUUCGCCGAGGACCUGGACAACCGGGACGACGGCCAGGUGUUGUACCGGAACAUGACGGACCGGACGGCGCCGAGGUUCUCGCUGGGAAAAGUCGCGUUGGGUGUGCUGUACACGGCUCGCAUGUACGCAGCCAACUCCAAGGGCAAGGCCACGCCCGUCACUCUGCCCAGAUUUUCGUUUCCUAGCUCCGAGAACCAAAUGGGAUUUGGCGUCGAAGUAUUAAAAGUGUCUCCGGUGCUGAUAGCGACCUUGAGUUUUUGCCUGUUACUUAUCAUACUUGCAGCAAUUGUCGUUAUGCGGUUGAAGAACUCCAACAACAGAAAACGUAAUGGUAGACAGAUUAACGGACAAGCUGGUGACAAACAGGUGAUAGUUCAUCAGCGGAGCAACGGACAAGUGUCCACGGCCAUAUUAGAAACAGAUACCGACCCUGACUUGAUCCAAGUGAAAUAUGACCCGUCGGACCCGCUAAAACUGCGCAACGGUGGCGUGCAGUUCCCCAACGAUCCACGGAACUCGUCCGCCGGAUGGAUCACUGGCGGCCAAUCCUCAUCGUCGCCAUCGUCGUCGUCCUCACCAUCGGCGGCCGACACGUUACGCAGAGGUACAACGGCCGUCCUUCCAUCAUCGUCCACCGAGCGGCCUCUGGCUGACGGCCACCGCGUUUGGGACGACGUCGGUGUGCUGCGGCCGUUCAGCUACACGCAGCCGCAGCAGCAGCCGCCACCGCAACUCCUGUCCCGGCUCCAGGACCCAUCCGAGCUAAACGGGGCGGCCAUCAAGGAGAAACUCAUGAUGUCCAGCAGUCACAUACCCGAGAGCUGCGUGUGAACGGGCCGAGCGCGUGCCGUACGAAAGGAACCCUUUCCCGGUGACCGUCUUUCGGAGUCACCCGAGUGGACACGAAACAAACACGUUCCCGUUCCCAGAACCACCACUGACGCACGGCCGCCCCCUGCCGAAUCGCGGUCGAAGGGACAGGUCGACGGUUAAUAAACACCUCCGCGUUCGCCGACAUUUCAACGGCCACGGCGAUUGGGCAAAUAUAAUAAAGCAAUUCUAGAGGACCUACGAACGGGCGUCGCGCGCGUCUUCCAGCAGAAAAUCACCUGAUCGUCCGCGCGAAAACCACUUGGAUAAAAAAAAAAAAAAUUCGUUCGACAACAAUGUCCACAAAUAGUAAUAUGAUGUUGUUUCCCCGGUCGAUCGAUACAUUUUGUUCAUUGUCGAACACAUAUUUUCUUGAUGUGCACGUGUUCACUCGUUACAUAUCCCUUAUUAUUGUACAGAUACUAUAUACAUAUAUAUAUAUAUAUAUCGACCAGAAACGUCAACUAGUCUACGCGUGAAAACAUGCGUGGUAUAACCUAUACGGCGACCAUAACAUAGUAUAAAACACUUGUAAACAAUAGAAAUCAGAAAACAUUUCGCGUCAUCACUAUCGUCUUACCGUGAUACUUUUUUUUUCCCUAAAAACCCCGAACGAAAUUAAGCCAAUGGUGUAUACAAGUAUGUUACGAGGAUUUACUGUAAUUGGAAUAUUUAUUAUUGUCUAGAAAACAUUACGUAAUGUAAAUCUAUUAUCUUAAAUUAAUUUUACGAGUAUUAUGCUAUUUAUAUAAUAAUGGACUAUCUGUCAUUAUAUAUUUAGAUAAUAUUUAAAACCUAUCAACUCUCAACACAUAUCAGAUUUUAUAGCGCCCGAAGUAGUACUUUCAACGAGUUUCAAACAGCAAAAAAAACAUUUUCGUUUCAAACAUUUUUUUUUAGAAUAUUAUGAACUAGAAACAAAAAUUUCUUAUAUCUAUCGUCAUUAUCUAUUAUAAUAACGAUACGCAACCACCAAGGGCGAUUAGACUAGUAAUGCUUGUCACUAACAAAUAAAUUAACAAAUAGUAAAUAAUGAUAAAAACUAAUUUUUAUUAAAAAAUCCAUAAAUUAUAACAUACUGAUAUGUUCUUUAGUGUCAUGUUCAAAAUUCCCAUAGGCCGGAUUCGGACUACAAAAUGUUUGCCACUACUCCAACCUGACUUUUACUCCUAUAAAAUCAUUAUUAUUAUUAUUAUUAUUAUUGUUAUUGUUGUUGUUGUUGUUGUUAAAUAUUUGUUGCUGGUUUAUAAUACUCUCUCAACGUCGAGUACAUUAGAAAGGUAAUUUUUGCUUCCAGACGUAACGGUACAUCCUUUUAUUAUAAAUUAUUAUCUAGUUGUAUAGUAUAUUAUAACACUAACCUAACCUAUUCGUGUAUUAUAAUAUAAUUAUUAUGAUGUAAUAUAAUAUAAAUAAAUGUAAUAAGGCUAAUACACUGACCUAGACUAAUGAUCGACCUAUGUUUGUGUAGUAUAAAUAAAUUUAUAAAUAAAAAGCUUGGUCUUUCCCUCAUAUCAUAUGUAUAACCAUCGUUUUCCUAGCGCGUAUUUGUAUUUCAUAUAUAUAUUUAUAAUCAUGUUGUUCCUUCUCAUAGUUUUCGUUACUAUAUUAUACUGUAUACAUAUAAGAUUAUAUAUAUAUAUAUAGGUUGAAUUGUAAAUAUGAUUUCUAUCAUUUUGAGUGAAAAAGAGAGAGGGAUGAAAACAAUGUUUACUGUACCUAUAUAUAUGUAUUUAUAUAUAUUUAAAUUUAGUAUAUAUUCUUGUUUUAUAUAAGAUUAUUAUGUAUGUG